This is a messenger RNA of Lactuca saligna, 1162 nucleotides long. The record is from the annotation of a GenBank genome assembly. NCBI's taxonomy places the organism in Eukaryota, Viridiplantae, Streptophyta, Magnoliopsida, Asterales, Asteraceae.
CACAGGUUAUAAAUAGCCUUCACCAUAACCAACCUUUCAUUACCACGAGAUCUUUACAUUAUCAAACUCAAACUACAAUACAAACCUUUCCUUGCUUUCUCUCCAAAGAAUGCCGAUCCCGGUGAUUGACUUCUCCAUGCUCAAUGGCCAAGGGCGAGCUACAACAAUGGAUCAGAUAGCAAAUGGAUGUGAAGAAUGGGGUUUCUUUCAGUUGGUGAACCAUGGGAUUCCUGUGGAGCUUCUUGAGAGGGUGAAAAAGGUAAGCUCCGAGUGCUAUAAGUUAGAGAGGGAAGAAAACUUUUUCAACAACUCAACACCCGGAAAACGGUUAAAGGAGUUAGUCGAAAAGAAGAGUGGAGACAAGCUGGAAAACAUCGACUGGGAAGAUGUGUUCCUUCUAUCGGAUGACAGUGAAUGGCCAUCAGGAACCCCAGGAUUCAAGGAAACCAUGAUGGAAUACCGAGCACAACUGAAGGAACUGGCGGAAAAGCUGAUGGAAGUAAUGGAUGAGAACUUGGGUCUACCAAAGGGAUACAUUAAGAAGGCUUUCAAUGGUGGAGAAGGCGAAACAGCGUUUUUUGGGACCAAGGUCAGCCAUUAUCCACCUUGCCCUCAUCCUGAGAUGGUGAAUGGUCUGAGGGCUCACACAGACGCUGGAGGGAUCAUCCUUCUCUUCCAAGAUGAACAGGUCGAAGGUCUUGAGAUUCUCAAAGAUGGUAAAUGGAUUGACGUUCAACCACUCCCCCAUUCGAUUGUAAUCAAUACUGGCGAUCAAGUAGAAGUUCUGAGCAAUGGGAGAUACAAGAGUGUUUGGCACAGGGUUCAGGCUAUGCCAGAUAGAACUAGGAGAUCAAUAGCUUCGUUCUAUAAUCCGUCCUAUAAUGCAACCAUUGCACCUGCAACUGAACUUCUGGAAAAAGAGAACGACGAGAUUAAAGAACUUGAUUACCCCCGGUUCGUGUUUGGCGACUACAUGUCCAUAUACAGUGAACUAAAAUUUCUCCCUAAAGAACCAAGGUUUGAAGCUGUCAGAGCAGUCUAACGAAGGGAUAUUUCUUUAAACAAUUGACAAGAAUCUGGGUCCAAUAUUUUGCUUGACAUUUGAUAAUGUAUACUUUCUACAUUUUCUUUUGUGUAAUUCUUCAUUCACGAUUAAUUCAGA